CUUCUGCACCGACUGCACGCGUAAGAUCCAGCCAGAUGACUGAGGUGAUAACAUUAAACAAACAUGUUUACUCUUCUGUUUCUGAUAAACCUCUUUAUUAUGUUUAUAUAAUUAAAAUAUCCCUAUCGCUCUCUUUUUAAAUUUCAUUCAGUCAUGUGUUUGAAUCGCUGUUUUCCAUGCGUAAUAAGGUUAAUUUUCCUGGUUCCCAUCAGUCACAUCCAAUGCUUAUUUUCUCCGCCCAGCCCAAAAAAGUUGAAUGAUCCUCGAGUUUCCCAGUCGACCAACUUUCCGUUUUUCCUUUCGACGCCUUGGGGAGAAAAGGCGCAAUCUUGAUGUGAAAUGAGGUGGGGGUUUGAUGGCGUAGGACUUUGCUUAAGUGACGCCCGCAAUAUCCCCAUUUGCCAAACCCAGCCCGCAGCUUGCCCUCCCCUCCAAAUCUCCUUUCCUCUCCAUAGCUCCCCCCUCUGUGUGAACCCCCCCUCAGUUUCUGCACCAGCGUGCAGAGGCACGGAGCGCGGAGCGACAGCCAAGUGGCGACAGCGCACGAAAGGGACCACUUCACCGCCUCAUCUCACCCGAUCCGCGCUUCCUAUUUGCGGCAUGGAAAGUUGCAGGACCCUGUCUCAGAUAUUGCAGUUUUUAUAGGUGAUGUUUCAACCAAAUUCGACGGAUUUCUAAUUGAUCUGCAAAUAAUAAGAGAAGAAAGAGGAAUAAACAUAUUCGCGGAUGUUAAGAGGAACUCUUAGCAAGGUGCAAAUUGGCUUACCGGGAUUUUUUUUUUUAUUUUACUUUUUUUAUCAUUUUAUUUUGCUGCUGCUGUCUUGCUUGACGAUUUUGCAACCUUUAAUCUGGACUCAAAUGUAAACAUCGGCUGGAGUGUGGACAAGAGGAGAAACGGUUGAGUCACACAGAACACACCGAGUGUUUUUCCUAAAUGGAUAUCUGCUCAGACGGGAUAAAUUGUGUGCAAAGUAGCGCCACUUCCUGCUGAAAAGGAGUUACCCGUUCAGGUCCCCCCCCGCGCCUCCUGAAUAAACCAUGGGGCCACAGCAGUGCGUGGGACUCACCGUGCUCUUCCUGUGUGCAGUGAUGGACAGCAAGGUUAUCCUGGAUGGUCUGCAGAGGUACGGCCCCACGCCAAUGUAUCUGCCGGUCAGCUACCAGAUCCUCAAGGCUGAGUCAGCAUUCUUCUUACUGGAGGCAAACCAGGACAUAAUGAGGAAUUCUAGCCUGCAAGCUCGAACAGAGUCCUUCUUUAUCCAUCAGGCUCGGCAGAUGCCCUUUGUCAAUGCUAGCUACGGGCCGCUCUCUGUCCAGCAGCCCGUUCCUCUAGAGAUGCUGCAAAUACUGCCAGGGCCAUUUAAUACACCGUCCCUCACUUUAUCAACGGCGCCAACGCUGGCAACACCUUCCCCUCUGUUUACAUUCAACUGGAAGGUCCACACAUACAUCAUCAGUGAGCAGAUUCAUCCCAGCUGGCCAAAGGUCCAGGUGUUGUUCUACAUCGCAGGCAGGGACUGGGAUGAUUACAGCACCAUCCCCAAGCUGCCCUGCGUCAGGAUGUUUGCUUUUCAUGAGACCCAAGAGGUGCGCGGCACAUGCAGGCUAAAAGGUGAGCUGGGCAUUUGUGUUGCCGAGCUGGAGCCCCUGGCCAGCUGGUUCAGCCCUCCUACCGUGAGGCCUGGCAGGCAGCGGGUCUCGGAGCAGGCUCAAGGCACUCCCGUGGAGCUCUACUACAUAAUUCAAACUACGGACAGCGGUGACUGCAGCUCAGAGGACUCCAGAAAGGGCAGCCCUCUUCACACAGAACAGCAGAGGCCUUUGGGCUACUUUGCAGGGCAUACGCCUAUGCAGCGUAUUGGGAGCGUCAGACUGUUGCAGCCAUUAUCUGAGCUUAAGCUGGACAAUAACUUUGUGGUGAUGGCCCCUUCUAAACCCAUAAGGCAGAGAGAGACGGUCUCAACUUUUCUGGCCCUGUCCACGCUUUCGUCGCUGCAAAUUUUCACCCUCAGAGUCAGGCUGAAGGAUGGGGUGGUGUUCCUUGGAGCUAGAGCCAGUAACCCCGUUAUGUGGACGGUCAGUCAAGAUGUCAGAAGUGAGGGUCACAGGGUUGUUACGCUACACUGCCAUAGGAAGGAAAACAGUUUCAAUCAAAGGGUUGAAGCAGUGGGCUACCAGCGUGUUCUGCAGGUGGAUCUGGAGGUGAACGGCUUGAUGGUGACUCAGGGGAGCAGGGAGGUGACAUGGCAGGUGGAAUAUCCACUCACCCGCACCCUGACCAGUGAGGUGCAGACUCUCAUCCGUCUAGCACCGCAGGACCUCGGUGGGAUUGUGCCACUGGCCAUGGACACCGAGAUCCUGAACACGGCUGUCCUCACUGGGCGCACAGUUGCUGUUCCUGUUAAGGUGGUCACUGUAGGGACAGAUGGUGCUGUGUCAGAUGUUACAGAAUCAGUGGAGUGCAAGUCAACAGAUGAACAGGUUAUCAAGGUAUCCGAGCGCUGUGAUUAUGUGUACGUGAAUGGAAAAGAGAGCAGAGGAAAGAAAAGGGUGACGCUCAACUUCACCUACAGUUUUUUGAGCGCACAGCUGGAGAUGAGUGUAUGGAUCCCCCGCCUCCCAUUGCUCAUAGAUGUAGCUGACCCUGAACUCAGUCAGAUUAAGGGUUGGAGAGUCCCUGUUAGUCCUGGCAGCAGGAGAUACGAGAGGGUCACCGAUGACAACGAUGGUGCCUAUGGACAAGAAGAGAGGACAGAGAAUGCUUGUGUUGCCCAGUACCAGAGUACCUCUCUGCAUGUCCUUACACAGUUUGUUACAGAUGCAGGAGAAUUUAGAGGAGCCAUGGAGGAGGGCGGACCGGGUCAGCAGAACUUCCUGUUGGGUACAGACUGGCAUGUGGAUGUCACACAGCUUGUCAAGGAAUCUCUAAGAGUGCAGGAUCCGAAGAUUGCUGAGCUACUGGAGGGUCAAGUGCUUAUUGGACUGAGUUCUGGAACCACCAAACUACAGGUCUUGUCCCCUCUGACGUCAUCAGUGCUGGGUGAAAGGAGCAUCAGGGUGCUGGAUGAUAAAGUGAGUGUGACGGAGCUUGGGGUGCAGUUGGUUUCUGGACUCUCUUUGUCCCUGCAACUGAGCCCUGGAAGCAACAGAGCCAUUGUUGCAACUGCAGCAACACAGGAAGUCAUAGAAUCACUGACACAGGAAUCUCUCAUCAGUGCCUGGCUUCAGUUCAGUGAUGGAUCAAUGACUCCUCUGGACAACUACAACCCUGCCCAUUUUACCCUGGCAGCCACGUCCCUGGAUGAAAAGGUGGUCAAUGUGCAGCAGAGUGCAAAAUGGAAGUGGCCCAUCAUUGUCGCAAAGGGUCAAGGCCAGGGUUUGCUUGUGCGUGUUGAGAUGAAUCCAUCGGAGGUAUGCCAGAAGUCCAAACGACGUACUGCAUUAGCCACAGGAAUGGUGAAUGUACAGGUAAGGUUUGGUCAGUCAGAAGACCAGUACAAGCAACCAGGAGACAGAAGGACACGUCCGGAUCCUCCGUAUUAUGGUGGCUCUAUCUCUGACAUGGACACUGGGUUAAUAAACCGUGCGGCCACGACUAUAAGAGGUCAAAUUCCAGUGCGGCCUAAUGGGGGUCGCUUAUCAUCCGACAGCGGGAACAGGAACUUAAAUGACUUCUCUGAAUACCCAGAGCUGCCUCGGAGUCGCAGUACUGAUGACGACUUGUUGCCAUCGCGGCGUGGCUUGACGGACCUGGAGAUCGGUAUGUAUGCACUGCUGGGAGUCUUCUGCCUAGCCAUCCUGGUUUUUCUCAUCAACUGCAUCUCUUACACAUACAAGUACCGAAGUAAACAUCUUUCUCUGGAGGCCCCAGAGACUAUGCCCCAUGCCCAUGACUGGGUUUGGCUUGGCCAAGAGGAGGGGCUGUGUCUGCAGCAGCAGCAGCAUGAAGAACUGACCGGCACCUUGGAGGAAGGUAGUCAGCUUUUAAACGGAGGUAUCCUGCAUAGUGGUACGGACAGCGGCGGAUGUAGCUCAAGUGGAAGAGAUCUGAGGAUUGAGUCCCUUAACUCACCGACCACCAAGAGAAAGAGAGUAAAGUUCUCCACUUUCUCCAAUAUUAAGUCCAGUAAUGGAUGCCCAGUGCUUAGCCCAUUGCCGCUGGUGCAGACCAGUGAUAUAAAAUGGGUUUGUCCAGACAUUGAGCUUGGGGACUCUAAGGAUCUUAGGAACUACAUGGAAAAGCUUAAUGAGAAGGGAAUUAAGAACACAGCAUAAGAGGUUCUGGGUGUUUUCAUUGGACUAAAGAGAAACUCACCUGAAUGCCUUCAUAAUAAGGAGGGAGAGGAUGGAAAGAUAUGAAUGAAAGGGUGAGGAAACAAUCUGACUGCUGUAGUUUAACGGAAGACCUCACCUUGAAAACUGAAUAGAUGACUCUGUCGCUUUUGAUUCUAUGACAAUUCUCAGACACGGUCUGGGUGACACGUUACAAGACUUGAAUUUCCACACAACAGCAUAGUUAAAAAGGUUUAAAAGUGAAAAUUGUAUUGUUGCUUAAAUGUAUGUUCUUUGUCUUCUACUAAGCUCGAUAUUUCUGUUUGAUUUUAGUUUUAGUUUUUCUUAAAUCAUAUUUUACUGUUCUAUAUGUUGUACAUUUAUUUCAGAUUUUUUUUUUUCAUUUUUCUAAAUUGAUUGUAGGUCUUUUGCCACAAGCUGGCAAUUAUAGAGCAUAUGAGACAAAAUUCUGAAGCAGUUUUGUACUGUAUAUACAAAACAGAGUUUUAUUUAGAGUUACUAUAUGUAUGGUAACAUUUUGUAAGGUGCUGUUUGGUUUGGUUUUAGUUCUGUUUAGUCUCCAAAACUCAGAUCCAUGCAUGAUGUUAUUUAUGAGGAGCCAUGUGUGUUUGAUCUCAAAAUAUGUAGAUAACUAAUACCGGUACUCUUGGAGACAAUUUAGAACUGUAUUAUUAAAUUCCCUUAUCAUGGUUAAGUUCUGGGUUUCUAUGUCUAUAUUUAUUUAAAUAUUUUUCCUGCUCCCCUCAUUUUCUAUUUUUUUUUUUGUAUUUUUAUUGGUGAUCAUCCCUCUCUACAUAUACAAUAGCAGCUUUAUUGCUAAAUUUAAGUGUCAUAAUCUUACAAUUCUUUUAGAAUUUCAGCAGCAGAAAAAUGUGUUUCUUACCAAAAGCAUAAAAAGACAAUCACAUACAGUGCACCCCGCAUUUACGGACACCCCUGGUAAAGAUAUGUAAAAAGCUUUAGGCCUAAGAUCUGGGGGCUUCUUUUUUACCUCCUGUUCCCAAUCUUCCCUUUGAGUCGGGUGGCAAAAUAAUCUUGGGUCCUUGUCAAACCUCUUUUGUCUCAAUUCCACUUGUUUUGAGGGAAAAAAUGCUUUAAAUGUGGAUAUGGUGCAAGUUUAAAGCGGCAAUCUUGAACCCAUUAACUCACAUCUCACUAAAGCCGGGGACCGACUACACCAUUUUUUCCCCCACAAUUUUAUUUUACCUCCGUUUUCACGCAGGCGAAAGCCGGGGUCAUUCUGCACUAGUGGUGCUCAGUCAACAGGGCGAGUUGCCACAAAAAUCUUUUUGUUUCAGAUGGGAUGAUGACAGGAGUCUGCAAGUCUGAGAGCGGAGCCGACCCCACCUCAAAAACAGCAUGUUUAAAUAUUUGUUAGAUGGAAUUGAAUUUGAACUGAAUUAUAAGAAGCGAAUCAAAAUAGAGGCUGGGACACUCCAACCAAUGUAAGGACCUUUUUUUUUCUUUUUACUUUCAUUUGUAACUAAACAAAAUUAUGAACAUAAAGGCUGUGGGAAUAAUAAAAAUAGUCAACUAAUUACAAUUACUUGGUGAUAAAAACAAGAAUGGCCUGUUGAAAUAACCAAACAAUUCACAUGUUGCAAAUAAUUCUAAUCAGACUUAAUUUAACAAUUAAGUUAAUUUAAUAAAAAAAAAUUCUGAUUUAAAUAUUUUGGAAUUAGAAUAAACAAGUUUAUCCUACAUUUUUAAUGUUUAAUUGUGUGAGCCUGUCCACAUAUUAUAUUAUCUGUUGAGAACCAAAUCAUAAUACAUUUGGAUCAAAGUCAACAUUAGCUGUCAAAUCACAGACCAACUUCUAACCUCAAAUACCAGAACCAAACAUCCAACAUGAGUAUAACAAAAUAGCUGUCAAUGCUAUCUAAAUCAUCUUCACUUUAAUUGCAUUUUAUUACUUUUAUGUGGCUUGAAACGGAAAUAUAACCCGUUCCAAUUCUGAGAUUAUCUUCUAUUACCGCCAACAAAAUGUAUGUUUGUUCCUUCAAACUGUUGCACUUUUGAGAAUUACCAUGAGAGUUUCAUACAUUCAGUGGGCUUUGGUUGGUUUAAAAUUUUUGUAGUCUGUGAUUGUUCACCACCAGGUGCAUUUGUUAAGCGUGUUAUCCCCACUCUUUCAACUAAAACAAAAACUAGUCAUUUAAUGUAAACAUCUAGUCUUUUCAAAAUCUGAAAAUGAGGAAAGUCUUGCAUCGUGUCCACACCUAUUUUAGAAUAACAUGGUCUCCCGUUUUUCCUAUUUUGAAAAGCUGCUCUGUGUUACAUCAUAUUUAUUCCCCAGGGGGGAAAAAAGAUGUCCUGGAUUACUUAUAAAAAGUUUCUAUGUACCUGGAUUUUAAUUGUGUUUAUAAAUAUUUUGAUCACUCGUAUUUUUUUUUGAUAUAUCUUUUAGUUUU
Molecule: messenger RNA, 6704 nt
Organism: Fundulus heteroclitus (mummichog)
Lineage: Eukaryota; Metazoa; Chordata; Actinopteri; Cyprinodontiformes; Fundulidae
Product: transmembrane protein 132C
Exons: 10
Coding region: 1039-4275 (1078 amino acids)
Source: RefSeq, a predicted model, not a curated record